AUGGACAGAGAAAGGUCAAGGGCAGAGGGAGGGAGGGAACGCAGAGCCAAGGACUUUGGCCCUAUUCGAGGUCCGCCCCCUGCCAGUCGGCCCCGCCCCUGUCUCCUCCUGCUGCGACACGUGACCGUACAAAUUCCAACCGCCUCAGAACGCGGGAAACUAGGUUGCUUUCUUCCAAGGGUCCCAGGUCCUGGGAUGGAGGUGCGGGGCGCCAGGACCCGGCAGACCACGCGCCGCUCCAACAGGGCCGGGGUCGGUGAAACGCGUGAGGAAGAGGAGGGAGUUCAGGGCGCACAGCCUCGGCGUGCCAGGAGCAGCCCCCGCCGGAACGCGCCGGAGGCGGAGGAGACGGUGCAAAGCGCCACAACUGGCUCCGGCCCGAGGCCCAGUGUGAACGCUCGGGAGGAGGAGGAGGAGGAGAAGGCUGCGGUGCAAAGCGCCACGCCUAGCUCCGGCCGGCUCACCCGGGAGGAAGCACGGAGCACGGGACCCCGGCGCGGCCUGCGCAGCUCUAGCCAGUACCCCCGGGAGGAGGAGAAGGAAGCUGGCCGCAGGAACGCGCGAGGAGAGGACGAGGAAGUGCGGAGUUCCAGGCCUGGGCGGCCAGAGCGCAGCACCGGCAAGAAAGCCCAGGAGGUCCAGGAGGAUGUGCUGGCCAAGCGCAACACCCUCGGUCAGAACGCGCAGGAGGAGGACGAGGCGGAGGGCCGGAGGACCCGUUCCCCAGGCGCCAAACAUAGGUUAAGCAAGUACACCCGUGACGAAGAGGAGGAGGUGUGGAGCACCAGGUCCCUGCGUCCCAUGCGCGGCACUAGCGGGGACGCAAAAGUUCAGGGCGCUAUCCCUGGGAGCGCCCAAAGCAGCACGGGCAGGAAGGCACGGGGGGAGAGGGAGGCGGCGCGGGAGCCCGGCGCCAGGUCCCGGCGUGCCAGGAGCAGCACCGGCGGGGACGUGAAAGUGCGGGAGGAGGAGAAGCGUGCACUGGGCACCAGGUCCUGGAGGCGCGUGGCGUCGGCCCCAGUCAAGUAUGCACUUGGAGGGGAGGACGAGGCCACGCCACGCACCAGAGUCGCUACCAGAGACGAAGUGCGGGCUGGCAUGUCCGGCAACCUGGGCGCGGAGGCGUGGGGAGAGGAAGAGCUGGUGCGGAGGUCACUGCGGCCAGCGCCCACCCCAAGCGGGGAUGCUGGAAACUAUGCCCUGGACACCAGCGCCCAGCGAGCCAUGCCCGGCAGCAGUAGCAGAGAUGAGUCCCCUCCAGCUGCCUCUUAUAGGAAAGAGAGUAGAGAAGAAGAGAGGAGGGAGGAGGAUGAAGACUGCAAUAUGGUCCGGCAGCUGCUCAGAAUAAAGGAUCAGAUUAAACAACAGCUACUGGAAUAUAAGGCAGAGGUUGAAGCAAGUAAAGAGAGACCUACAGAAGAACUUGCAGAAGGCGACUUACUUCAAAGGAUUGAAGAUUUAGAAAGGAAAAUGGAAGGGGUGAAGAUUGAGUUAGAAAUGAAAACUCUAGCUUUAAGAAGGGUCCAGGUUGCACACGCCCUUCAGAAAAAACUGGAAAAAAAGGACAGUGAAUCUGAAUCAAUCUUGGCAAUUUUGAAAAACAUUUUAACUCUUAAUAGUUCAAUACUGAAAGCACAACAGCAAACUCGGGACCUGGAGGAGAAAAUGCUUGAAGUUAAGAAGAAGAGAUUAAUGUUUAAAAAAGCUGGGGAAGCAAAGCUACUAGAAAUACAGGCUGAGAAUAAAAAGAAAAAAGAUGAAUUGAACAUCCUGAAAAAUAGUGCCUUGUUAACUAAAAUGAAGAAAAGUCUACAAAAGGAGAUAGAUUCAACUACCAUUAUUCAAAAUGUUUUUCAGCACAUCGUUAUGGCAGCAAAGAUUGACUGGGCAGCGGAUCCAGCCUUGAAGGCACUUAUUUUACAGCUUGAGAAAAAUUUAAGCUUCAUUUGAACAAUUCUGCUUGUUUACGUGCAAUUAAAUAGUAAAUUUCCGGAGAAACUCUGUAUUUUGGGCUCUAUUCUGUUAAUUCAGACUCUUUAAAACAUUUGUUUCAGUAACACUAACUUCAGAGUCAUUCUGUGUCAUUUAUUAAAAUGACAUUGUGUCACAGAAUUUGGGAUCUUUAAGUUAGAAGCAUCCCUACAGAUGAAGUCCAGCUUCUCACCUAAUAUGGGAACCUACUCUAUAAUAUCUUCGACAGAUGGUCAUCUACUCAUUGUAUGAACCCUUCCAGUGACUAAGCAUUCACUACCUCAUUAGACAAUCUACUCCAUAUCUAAAUAGCCCUGAAUGUUAUUCCUUUAUAUAGCAUUUAUUGAUUAGUAUCCUAGAAAAUAGUGGUUAUAUCUAACCCCUUUAAAAGCAGUGUAUUUUCUAAAAUA
Vombatus ursinus (common wombat) is the source of this 2381-nucleotide messenger RNA. It is a transcript of the gene CENPH, whose product is annotated as centromere protein H. The coding region runs from base 1 to 1950 and encodes 649 amino acids. Gene Ontology annotation, biological process: kinetochore assembly; chromosome segregation; mitotic spindle organization. Lineage: Eukaryota; Metazoa; Chordata; Mammalia; Diprotodontia; Vombatidae. The transcript is spliced from 12 exons. Gene Ontology annotation, cellular component: nucleus; kinetochore. The record is from RefSeq and is a predicted model, not a curated record. Gene Ontology annotation, molecular function: kinetochore binding.